AUAAGCCCUGAAGAUGUAAAGCAAGAGACUGAUCAUGUCGCAAGGAUUUGUGAUGUGAACAAGGAGAAGUUAGCUUUCAUGCAACAGAAGAUCUCAAGAACCCCGUGGCUUCUGAAAAGCUCAGCUGGCCGGAGAUCCUGUUGCAUAUUUAGAGUCCCUCAAAGCCUCAUCGACGUCAACGGCAAGGCUUACCAACCUCAUAUUGUAUCAAUCGGUCCUUACCACCAUGGUGAGAGUCAGCUCAAGAUGAUCGAAGAGCACAAGUGGCGCUUCCUGGGCUCCCUCCUUUCCAGAACAGAAAGCAAGGGCUUAGGCCUAGAAGACUAUGUGAGGACUGUCAAAUCAUUAGAGGAGAAGGCCAGAGAAUGCUACUCAGAGACAAUUGGCCUGGACAGUGAUGAAUUUGUCGAGAUGAUGGUUUUGGAUGGUUGCUUUGUCAUCGAGCUCUUUAGGAUAGUUGGGAGGUGUGUGCAGGGAGACCAUGCUGACCCCAUCUUCUCCAUGUCUUGGGUCUUCCCCUUCAUCUUGAGGGAUCUAAUUCGGCUUGAGAACCAACUUCCAUUUUUUGUUCUCGAAUCCUUGUUCGAUUUAUCACAGAUGCCAGGAGAUGAAUCAGGCCCCUCCCUCGUCAAACUUGCCUUGGAAUUCUUCAACAAUGCAGUGCAAAGACCUGACGAAAUUAUUAACAAGUAUGAAAAGCUCCGACUCCAACCCAAACAUUUGCUUGAUUUAUUCCGCUCAAGCUUCAUCCCAGAGUCCCAACCAGAGCCACAGAAGUCCACCUCGUCAACCCAAGUAAUUCAAUGCGUUAAAAGGCUCCGGCGGGCAGGAAUCCAGUUCAGGAAAGUAGAGGCAGAUAGUUUCCUGGAUGUGAAAUUCAGAAAUGGGGUGUUCAAAAUGCCAACAAUAACGAUUGAUGACUUCAUGGGCUCCUUCUUCCUUAACUGUGUUGCUUACGAACAGUGCCACAGACAUUGCUCCAAGCACAUCACCACUUAUGCGACUCUACUGGAUUGCCUGAUUGACACCCCAAAGGAUGUUGGGUACCUUUCCAAACACAAUAUCAUUGAGAACUACUUCGGAACUGAUGCAGAUAUUGCAGAUCUCUUCAAUAAUUUAGGCAAGGAUGUGGCCUUCGACAUCCAGAGAUGCUACCUAACCAAACUGUUUGACGAUGUGAAUACGUACUAUGACAGCCAUUGGCAUGUCUACUGGGCAAGUUUGAAGAAUACUUAUUUCAACUCUCCUUGGUCGUUCAUUUCACUGUUUGCUGCUGUUGUGCUCCUCCUCCUCACCAUGGCUCAGACCUUCUUCAAUGUUUUUGCCUAUUUCUACCCUCCUCAUCAGCUGUGAAACCAAAUAGAUGUUAAUAACAGGUAAGCACCAAGAUAGCUAAUUGUAAAAUUGCGGUUGCAAUUCAUGAUUUUAAGACAAUUAUUUACGUUGUUAUAUUGCAAAUAUUCUGCAA
Nelumbo nucifera (sacred lotus) is the source of this 1468-nucleotide messenger RNA. Its product is annotated as UPF0481 protein At3g47200-like. The record is from RefSeq and is a predicted model, not a curated record. Lineage: Eukaryota; Viridiplantae; Streptophyta; Magnoliopsida; Proteales; Nelumbonaceae.